Molecule: messenger RNA, 732 nt
Organism: Nelumbo nucifera (sacred lotus)
Lineage: Eukaryota; Viridiplantae; Streptophyta; Magnoliopsida; Proteales; Nelumbonaceae
Biological process (GO): protein ubiquitination
Cellular component (GO): cytoplasm
Molecular function (GO): ubiquitin protein ligase activity
Source: RefSeq, a predicted model, not a curated record
AUGUCAGAAAUAACGAUUCCUCUGCUUCAGCACGUUCGUUUUCUAGAAUUAAGUGCCAUGAAAUCUGCAGAAAUCUUGAAACCACCAUUAGAAUGCAAUGAUAUCAGAGUGUUAAUCAAACUGAGCGUCGAUGAGAAGCGUCAAUGGAUUGGAAGAUCUAGUGAAGAAGAUGAAUCAGUCAUUGUAGAAGUAGAAGAAGAGAAUCGUACAGUAUCGAUCCCGUUCUGGUUGUCACUCUUGUUUCUCCCGUGGGCGACCGAACAUGUUAUCGGGCAAAGCCUCUCUUUCAUGAACUACUCCUUCCCAGAGACUAACAAGUUUAUAAAACAAGUGUUGUCCGAUUACGCUCGCGAGGUAGCCGAGGAUUCAUUUUCGUUGGUCACGAAGCCCAAGACCACUGUAAUCGUUGCAAGGGUUGAGGUUCAGACGACGCAUCAUGGAUACGAUGAAGACGAGCAGAUUGCUGAGGCAGUGAGGGAGAGCACAGAAGUCAGCAGUGAGCAUAUCAGCGUCGUUCCUGCAUCUUUGGCUUCGAUAGACGCCCUGCCAACACACAGAUUCGGGAAUGGAGAAUCUAAUAUUUGUUGUGGGGUUUGCCUGGAGGUGUUUUCGUUGAAUGAACAAGUUAAAGAGAUGCCCUGCUCACAUGUUUUCCACGGAGAAUGCAUAGUUCGGUGGUUGGAACAGAGGAAUGUAUGCCCUUUGUGUCGCCAUGAGAUGCCAACUGAUUAA